GGGAGAGAUUAGAGAGACGAGGAGGGUCCUGCGUGCGUACGGAGGGGGGCGGUCCGUUCAUCCACUCACACACAUGUGGUUCAGACGGGGUGAUGGAGCGUCCUCGACUGAACCUGAUGGAGCAAAGACACAAAUAGGGGCCGCGCUUGUGGCAGGCGAAACAGACACGGAACGACUGAACGGAGCUAACAGUCCGUUUGACUUUAACCGGCGAAAAGCGAAACCGAACACCGGUUGUUUUCUUCUGAGAUUGCCGAACCGGAACGAAAGUCACUGAACGCUAACUGAACUGAAGACUUUCUGAACAGAAUUACGCGACGAUUUAUAAUGGUGGAGCCACUGCUGCGUCAAUAACAUCUGAUAUUGACCUGAAAAGCACACAACAGAGACCAAGCACAACUUUCAACAUUACAACUGAGAAAACAAACAACCUCAAGAUGUUUGAAGAGUCAUCUCAGGAGAUGAGGGUCUUAAAUACGACUGCUCCCAGUAGCACAAUGUCUUUCACCGACGAAGCUGUGUCUAUUCUGACGUCAAGCAGUUUGCUUGCACGCUCGCUACUAGGCCGAACGACGGGGCUUAAACGCAAAGAAGCCACUUCACCCAACAUGAGCUCUGCGAGGCGUAAGCGGGAGUUUAUUCCCCAUGAGAAGAAGGAUGAGGGCUACUGGGACAAGCGCAGGAAAAACAACGAAGCCGCAAAGCGUUCUCGCGAGAAGCGGCGUGUAAAUGACAUGGUGCUGGAAAACCGCGUGCUGGCGCUGCUCGAGGAGAACGCCAGGUUACGAGCAGAACUGCUCGCGCUGAAAUUUCGCUUUGGCCUCAUUAAAGAUCCCUCGAACGCUUCCAUACUUCCGCUCACAACAGGAACCUGCGUCCCACAACCUUCGGCGCCACAUUACUACCUUCCACGUGGGGAUGGCACUCACCAAGCUGGUCCAAUGUUGUCAAAUCAGUCCCAAGGUGGACCGCAAUCUGGACGAAGUAUCAGAGAUACGAGCAGUAUGUCAGAAGACUCCGGUUUCUCCACACCUGGUGGUUCCAGCGUUGGCAGUCCCGUCUUCUUUGAAGACAGACUAAGCGACCAUGGAAAGUUGUCUCCACAUCAAGCAGAUGAGUUGGGUUAUGACUCCCAUCAUUCCCCACCUGAUGUUUUAGCAAUGGGACACGUCCCCAUGUCAUCCAACAGGAUGGAGUCGGUGGACGGUAUGAAGAGUCUUCCACACAAGCUGAGGUUCAAAUCUCCGGGUGGCGGCGAAUGCGACCAUCUCGGAGACCGGCAAAGUCCUGUGCUGACCACGGUGGGCCCUAGAGUUCACAACCUUUCAGGUACAACCGAAGGAGCGGGUUACUGGACACCGCAAGACGAAGACACCCGAAAAGUCAUGCCGCAACAGCAGCAACAGCAGCAGCAGUAUAGGAAUUACAGCCACAACGUGAACCCAAACGAAUCUCAAUACCAAGCCGAGAACAGCAUGCUCAAAUCUCAACUCAGCUCUCUCAGCGAGGAAGUGGCCCAGCUCAAAAAGCUCUUCUCCGAGCAGCUGCUCACCAAAACAAAUUAGGACUUUGUAAAGAGCGCACUGGAACACUGCAAAUAUUCACAAUUGAACUCAUGAACAUCCAUGUAUUAUGAUGGAAAGAACGCAGCAUGUGAAUCACUACCUCUUCACACUUAGUCAUAACCAAAUGGAACUUGCACAUCCACCUUAUUUUGCAAUGCAGACGUAAGCUAUUUUCCGCGAACAUGCGAGACUUCAGGUUCAUUAGGAAAAAGUACUAACUAAAAGUAUUAACUAAAAAUAUAAAAAUAUCGAGCAGCAUGAUGGGCUGUUUUCAUUCAGAUAAAAUAACUGGAAGCAAAUGACACCGGAAGCCUUGCACGUUCAAGUUACAAAUAGCCGUCCCCCACUCUUAUGUUACAAAUAAGGUGGAUAAUGACUUUUAAUUUUAUCUUUUUUUUUUUUUUUACCCCUUCCUUCAACUUACAUUCAAGAACAUGCAAGAGCAUUCCAGGCAUCAGGACAUGUUCGGCUACAACACUUCACCUCAAUUCAUUCAGUUGCUCCUUUUGCCUCAAACACUGUGAUCUUGCUCAAAACGCCUCAGGCUCCUAUAAAACAAUGUCUGCACACACAGACCUGUCUGUCACUGUAAAUGUAAAGCAAAGCAUAACAUCAUUGGUCGUAACGUCAUUCCUCUAUUACGUGCCAACACUACUCAAACACUUGUCAGCAAGUGAGAGGAAAUGCACGGUGAGCCUGAUAGUCUUCACACUGUAAUAUUCCUCCUGUGAUUUGACAGAUUCAUGAGUGAAGUAUAAAAAAAUUGUUUUUUUGCAACAUAUAUCCUGAUUAAAGCAGGAAGGGGGAUAUAAUGGAAUUAAUUUGAUUAUUGUCAUGAACCAGUAGCAACUCAGCACUGAAAGACUGGAUCAUAUUUUUUUCAUACAGAUCACUGCCAUUGUCCAGACAAGGAUAAUAUCUAUUGAACUACACUGUUACUUGCAUUUUGAUGGUGAAAUUUCUGUUGUCUUGUGAGUUCUUGUGUAUUUGUACAGUAUGAUAUGUUUGUGUGAAUAAAUAUUUGAACUGUU
Molecule: messenger RNA, 2596 nt
Organism: Labeo rohita (rohu)
Lineage: Eukaryota; Metazoa; Chordata; Actinopteri; Cypriniformes; Cyprinidae
Gene: nfil3-6
Product: nuclear factor, interleukin 3 regulated, member 6
Exons: 2
Coding region: 438-1565 (375 amino acids)
Biological process (GO): regulation of DNA-templated transcription; circadian rhythm
Cellular component (GO): nucleus
Molecular function (GO): DNA-binding transcription factor activity; DNA binding
Source: RefSeq, a predicted model, not a curated record